Messenger RNA from Pleuronectes platessa (European plaice), 522 nucleotides. Its product is annotated as lens fiber membrane intrinsic protein-like. NCBI's taxonomy places the organism in Eukaryota, Metazoa, Chordata, Actinopteri, Pleuronectiformes, Pleuronectidae. The transcript is spliced from 4 exons. Gene Ontology annotation, molecular function: structural constituent of eye lens. The record is from RefSeq and is a predicted model, not a curated record. Bases 1 to 522 code for a protein of 173 amino acids. Gene Ontology annotation, cellular component: plasma membrane.
AUGUACAGCUUCAUGGGAGGUGGGUUGUUCUGCGCCGGAGUCGGGAACAUACUCCUCAUCGUCUCCACGGCAACUGACUACUGGAUGCAGUACCGUCACUCCAGCAAUUACAUGCACCAGGGCCUGUGGCGGUACUGUGUGCCGGGGAAAUGCAUGACACACACAGACAGCAUUGCGUACUGGGACGCCACCCGGGCCUUCAUGAUUCUCUCCCUGCUGGCUUGCUUCAUCGGCAUCGUGAUCGGGGUCAUGGCCUUCAUCCACUACUCCUCCUUCGACGGGUUUGACAAGACAUUUGCAGCCGGCAUCCUCUUCUUCAUCUCCUGCUUCUUUGUGUUGCUGGCCAUGGCAGUCUACACUGGAGUGACGGUGAACUACUAUGGUAAACGCUAUGGCAGCUGGCGGUUCUCCUGGUCCUAUAUAAUGGGCUGGGUGGCAGUGGUGCUCACAUUCUUCUCAGGUAUCUUCUACAUGUGUGCAUACAGGAUGCAUGAAUGCCCAAGAAACUCUAACUCACGCUGA